UAUGUGUACGGACACAUCGUUAUCUCUAUGUAUAUAAGUUUUUCAACUUUAUCAUAGUUACCAUCUUUAUUGUAUUUAUUUUAUGCAUUUUUACAGGAAAUUCUACUCCUGAGAAUACAGUCUGAUAGCAUAAAACAAAGAAAAUGGGAAUAAUAAAAAAAAUCUUACUGAAAAUAAGCAGCGCUUUCGAUUUUAGACUCUAAGGCACUUAUCUCAUCCACAUAAAGGUCACAGACGAGUAUAUAAACUGGUGCGCAAGUAGUAAUUCUCACACACACAGACUUCUGUUGUAGCACAACAAAGUUGCUUAGUCAAAGAUGAAGUAUUUGGCAUUUGUGCUCCUGGCAGCUGCCGUUUGCGCUUCCGAAGUUGAGAAGCGAGAGGCGGAGCCCAGCUAUGGCUAUCGUCGUGCAUACGUAAUCCCAACCUCCACAGGAUACGGGAACCAUCGAAUCUACAAGAGAUCUGCCGAGCCUGAAGCGGACGCUGAGCCCUCUUAUCGUCACGGUCAUGUAAGGCAUUUCAGCGUUCCUGUUCGUAGUUACCAUAAGAGGUCUGCCGAUCCUGAAGCUGAUGCUGAGCCUUCUGUUAUUUACUCUUCCGCAUCUUACACACCAACUGCACCCGUCUACGCUCCUUACAGCAUUCACGGGUACCACAAGAGGUCUGCUGAAGCUGAUGCUUCUCAUGGAACCUCUCAUGGAAUCUACAGACAUACUCCCAUUAUUUACGGAGGUCACUCCAACCAUGGCCUCUACAAGAGGUCUGCGGACCCUGAAGCUGAGGCAGAGGCUUCAACUGGUUAUUAUUCUACACCUAUCUAUGGUCCCGUUGUGCCUUACAGUCAUAUCUACAAGAGAUCUGCUGAAGCUGAGGCACAACCAUCCACCCCAUACGCUCAUGUGUACUACAGACCUGCUCCACUUUACCAAUCUCAGUACUACUAAAACGGAGAGAUAUUAGCCGAUAUGGAGUUUUAG
Molecule: messenger RNA, 980 nt
Organism: Penaeus monodon (black tiger shrimp)
Lineage: Eukaryota; Metazoa; Arthropoda; Malacostraca; Decapoda; Penaeidae
Exons: 2
Coding region: 318-947 (209 amino acids)
Source: RefSeq, a predicted model, not a curated record